Molecule: messenger RNA, 1313 nt
Organism: Lolium perenne
Lineage: Eukaryota; Viridiplantae; Streptophyta; Magnoliopsida; Poales; Poaceae
Source: RefSeq, a predicted model, not a curated record
UCAAAUAAAGUUUGGUUUCUGGUUUGUUUUUAAAUUUAAAACAGUUUCAAAAAUAAGGAGAAAAGGUUUUAAAAACAAAACCCUAACCCCUCUGCCAGGCCACAUCUCUUCCCCAGGCCUUUUUCUUCCCCUCCCCGAGCAGCCCAUCUCCUUCCCUCCACCUCUGGCCCAAUCCGGCCCUCUUCCUCCUCAGCCCGUACCCCUUCGCUUUUUCCCUUCCUUGUCGUCUAUCCCAGGACCGAGCACGAGAGAGAGGUGACUGCCUCCCUUUUUCCCCAUGGCGUGACGCCGUGGUCCUCCUCUCCACCGAGCGCCCACCUUCACCUGCUCCCUCCUCCUUUAAAUCCCUCUCCAUGCCUCCUCCAAACCCUAGCGUUCCUCCCUGCCUCGCGCCGCCAGCAUCUCCCUCGUUUCUUCUUCUCCCUCACGAAACAGAGAGAACCACCGGUGCCACCUCACAGCGACAACCAUGGCACCGCCGCUACCGGCCGCCCCUCGCUAAGCCGAAGCCACCAGAAGAUGCGCCUUGUCCCCCUCUUCAUCUUGGUGCAAGGAAUCGAGCCGGGGCUCGCUCAAUCAACGGCAAAUUCGCCGAUUCCUCCUCCGUCUCCGGCGAGAUAGUCCUCAAUUCCGGCCACCCUCGUCCUCCUCCGGCCAAACCGAGCACACCACCGGCUUCCUCAUGUUCAGCCGCAUCUCCGACGCCAUCUCGCUUCCUCUGGUUCGCCCCCAGCCAUCGAAUCCUCCUUUGACCAGAGCUUUCCGCCAUGGAUGUGUAUGUUCCAAAUCUUCACUUCGUUUUGGCUCAAAACGUAGUGUGCCUCGUCAUAAUCAACAUCAGCUACAGCAGUCCAGUGAUCUCGUGGCUGGAUAUGCUUCAGUUUAUGCAGAGCCGUACAAAAAUCAACAAUAUCAGCCCAGCACAGUUGAUCCGCCAACGGGCUUCGACCCAGAUUGAUCCGGCCCAGCAGCACCAGCUCGCCAGGCGCUGCAGCAUUUGCUUCUUCCCGGAUAGGAUCGCGAAGUGGUGCGGUGAGAUACGACAAGUUCUCCGGAUGUUCCUCGGCAAGCUUUAACAGGUAUGAAGAUAUGUUCGAUGAAGACGACGUUAGCAAGGUUACCCUUCCGGCUUGGCACAGGCGGGGUUAUGGACGCCAUCGGUUAUCUUCGGGACUCUUAGUCCAAUUUGUAUCUUGUCCGUACUCGGACGUUAUCGAUCUUCUGUAUGAUUUGGAUCUUUGUAUUGUAUAUUUGUAUCUUGACUCGUUGGAGUCGUUGUUGUAAUAUAUGUAUCUUGUGGGCUCUAUUGUAUA